UGCGUGUUUUGUUUAGGCGCUAAAAUAUUGCGACAUAAUAUCACUUAAUAAUAUUUUGAGUUAAAAACACCAUGGAAGAAAUUGAAGCUUUUAUUCCAGAAGACAGAGUAACGAAUUUGGUAUUUUUCGUAAAUGGCAAAAAGGUGAUGGAACCGAGCCCUGAUCCAUCAUGGACGCUGCUGUGGUACCUGCGCAAGAGACUGUUGCUGACCGGCACCAAGUACGGCUGCGGGGAGGGCGGCUGCGGCGCCUGCACCGUCAUGCUGUCACAGUACAGGAAACAUGAAGACCGUGUCAAACAUACUGCGGUAAACGCCUGUUUGAUGCCAAUAUGCGCGCUGCACGGACAAGCGGUGACCACAGUGGAAGGCAUCGGGUCGACCGCGGAGAGAUUACAUCCUGUCCAAGAGAGAAUAGCAAAAGCACACGGAUCACAGUGCGGAUUUUGUACACCAGGCAUAGUUAUGUCCAUGUACACGCUGCUGAGAAAUAAAACAAGCAUUAAAUACGAAGACAUCGAAACUGCCUUACAAGGAAACCUCUGCAGAUGCACAGGAUAUAGACCCAUCAUUGAAGGUUUCAAAACUUUUAUCGAACCAUGGGAAACUAAAUACCAAUCUGUCGAUCAAGUUUCAUCUUGUGGCUUGGGAAAAGAUUGCUGUCGAAAUAAAAACAUUGAUUUACAAGAGGACGCAAAACUGUACAAGCCAUCAGAGUUCAUUCCUUACUGCCCCAGUCAGGAACCAAUUUUUCCACCGGAAUUAAGACUAAAUGAUGAAUUUUACAGAUCCGCAUUUAUAUAUUUUAGGGGCAAUGAUGGUGUGUGGAUAAGGCCUCGAACACUCGAAGAACUAGCAAUCAUCAAACAAAAAUUUCCUCAUAGUAAAAUAGUAAUGGGCAAUACUGAAGUAGGAGUGGAAGUUAAGUUCAAAAAUAAAUAUUAUCCUAUCAUGAUUUCCCCAAGUAUGAUACCGGAGCUAAGUGUUUUAAAAGUAGUAGACAGCGGAAUUGUUAUCGGAGCAGCUAUCACGUUAAAUGAUCUUAAUGAUUUUUUGGAAAUAGUUAUAAGAGAGCAGGGGAAAAAGGCCGCAAUAUUUGAAUCAAUUCGAGAAAUGCUGCACUAUUUUGCGGGCAAUCAAGUGAGAAACGUUGCAUCACUUAUAGGAAAUAUAGUGACGGCUAGCCCUAUAUCUGACUUGAAUCCAAUUAUGUUGGCUUGUGAAGCAAUCAUUUGCGUGUACAGUACCACAUAUGGAAUAAAAUAUAUUCGUAUUGACAGUACCUUCUUCAAGGGCUACCGAAAAGUUAAUAUAGCAGAAGACGAAAUAGUAAUAGCUAUUGAAAUACCAUUUGUAGAUAGUUGUCAGUAUUUUAAAUCCUACAAGCAAUCUCGAAGAAGAGAUGAUGAUAUUUCAAUUGUGACGGCAGCAUUUAACAUUAAAUUCGCAGAUGACUUCACAGUAUCUCAAGCCCAGUUAUGUUACGGAGGUAUGGCAUCAACCACAGUCUGUGCUACUAAAGCAUCGCACGCGUUCACAGGAUGUAAGUGGAACGACAAAACUUUAAAAGUACUUUUAAAAUUACUUGUCGAAGAAUUAGAGCUCGAUGAUUCUGCUCCUGGGGGAAUGGCAAAUUACAGGAAAUCUCUUUGUCUGAGUCUGUUUUACAGAUUUUAUAUGUACGUUUUCAGUAACAUGAAAAAUAAUGGCCUUUUAAAUACAAAACAACAGUCCGGCGUUUUCCAAAUCCAUAGUGAAGAUCCUAAAAGUUCUCAAUGUUUCGAAAUAAAUAGUAACGUGAUUCACAAACAUGACAAUAUUGGGAAGCCUAUAGUUCACAGAUCAGCAUUAAAGCAGGCUACUGGAGAGGCAAUUUAUUGUGAUGAUAUCCCGCCACUCAACGAAGAACUCUAUUUGUGUUUAAUAAAAAGCUCAGAAUGCUUUGCAAGAAUUAAGAUGAUUGAUGUUAGUAAAGCGUUAGCAUUGCCUGGUGUCGUCGCUUUUUUUUCGGCUUCCGAUUUGUCUAAGGAAAGAAACAAAAUGGGAACUAUUGUAAAAGACGAACAGAUAUUUGCUAGCGAUACAGUCUCGAGCCAAGCUUGUGUGAUUGGAGCUGUCGUUGCGAAAUCUGAAAGCAUUGCACGUAAGGCAAAAAAUCUUGUGUCGGUGAUUUACGAAAAAUUACGGCCAGUUGUUAUUACUAUUGAAGAUGCUAUAAAACAUAAAUCAUAUUUCACUGGGUAUCCGAAAACAAUUAGGAAAGGCAACGUAGAAAAAAUAUUUUCACGAUCUCGUAACAUUAUUGAAGGAUAUAUAAGAAACGGAUCCCAAGAACAUUUUUAUUUAGAAACAAUGUCUGCUUUAGCGGUGAGAAAAGAAGAUGAUCUGGAAAUAAUAUGUUCAUCACAAAACCCUGCAGAAAUUUCGCGAGUAGCUGCCGAAGUUCUUGGUAUUCCAAAUCACAAUGUAGUAACAAGAGUCAAAAGAAUAGGUGGUGGCUUCGGAGGAAAAGAAACUAGGGGUGUUGUAUUGACUAUACCAGUGGCUAUAGCUGCAUAUAAACUGAAGAAACCUGUAAGAGGUGUGCUAGAUAGAGACGAGGAUAUGCAGAUGACUGGUUUCAGACAUCCGUCGUUGAUCAAAUAUAAAGUCUCCUGUGAUGACGACGGCAAGAUUACUGCUGCUAUUUUUGACAUGUAUUUCAACGCUGGUAAUUUCAUGGAUAUUUCUUGCUCGCUAGUAUAUAAAGCAAUAAUGCAUGUUGAUAACUGUUACAAUAUACCGAAUAUUGAAGUUAACGGUUACCUUUGUAAAACCAAUCUUCCGUCAAAUACUGCAUUCAGAGGAUUUGGCGCUCCUCAAGCUAUGAUGGCUGCUGAAGUGGUGAUUAGGGACAUAGCUGAAAAAAUUAAUAAGCCAUAUGAAGACGUAAUGGAAAUUAAUUUGUACCGUGUAGGUGAUUUCACACACUUUAAUCAAGAACUUACUCACUGUACGAUAUACCGAUGUUGGAAGGAAUGCAUAGAAAUUUCGAAAUACUGGCAACGGAAGAAAAUUAUCAAAGAGUUUAAUAGCCAAAAUAGAUGGAAAAAGAAAGGCAUUAGUUUGGUUCCAACCAAAUUUGGCAUCUCCUUCCAAACUGACUUCCUAAUGCAAGGGGGUGCAUUGAUUCUUAUUUACAUAGAUGGAUCUGUCCUACUAUCUAUAGGUGGUAUUGAAAUGGGCCAAGGUCUCUUCACAAAGAUGAUGCAAGUGGCUUCUAGAUGUUUAGGAAUAGACAUCACAAAGAUUCAUAUAAGUGAAAUGGCAACAGAUAAAGUCCCGAACAGUACGUCAACUGCAGCCAGCUUGAGUUCUGACUUGUACGGUAUGGCCGUAAUCGAUGCUUGUCGUAAAAUAAAUGAAAGAUUGGAACCGAUCAAAAUCAAAAAUCCAACUGGAACAUGGGAGGAAUGGAUUUCUGCAGCAUAUUUUGACCGAGUGUCGUUGUCAGCAACCGGCUUCUAUUCGGCGCCGAAAAUAGAGUACAACGAAGAAACGAAUUCUGGAAAUCUAUUCGAAUACUUUACUUUUGGAGUGGCAUGUUCUGAGGUUAUAGUAGACUGUCUUACCGGAGACCAUCAAGUCGUAAGAACUGAUAUCGUGAUGGAUAUAGGUGAAAGUCUCAAUCCUGCUAUAGACAUUGGACAAAUUGAGGGAGCCUUUGUUCAGGGCUACGGAUUUUACACCAUGGAAGAAAUUCUAGUAUCUCCAGAGGGUGAAGUCCUCUCGCGCGGUCCAGGCACUUACAAAAUACCGACGCUGUCUGAUAUACCUAAAGAAUUUAAUGUCACUUUAUUGAAAGGAGCUCCAAAUCCACGCGCUGUCUUUUCUUCGAAGGCUGUAGGUGAGCCACCACUUUUCCUCUCUGCGUCAGUUUUCUUUGCCAUCAAAGAAGCCAUAAAGUAUGCUCGAGUUGAUGCGGGGGUCAGUCCUGAAUUUUCCCUAAUCGUCCCAGCUACAUGUGCUCGAAUUAGAAUGGCAUGUGAAGAUUUUAUAACACAAGAGGUGGAGCCGACUGUAAGACACGUCGACCAACCGUGGAACAUUAUAUUAUAAAAUAGAGCCAAUAAAAAUAUCAAU
Messenger RNA from Aricia agestis (brown argus), 4121 nucleotides. RefSeq names its product xanthine dehydrogenase-like. The record is from RefSeq and is a predicted model, not a curated record. Bases 72 to 4097 code for a protein of 1341 amino acids. Gene Ontology annotation, molecular function: 2 iron, 2 sulfur cluster binding; iron ion binding; FAD binding. NCBI's taxonomy places the organism in Eukaryota, Metazoa, Arthropoda, Insecta, Lepidoptera, Lycaenidae. The transcript is spliced from 8 exons.